ACAGUUAUUUUGGCUUCACUGUUGCACAUUGUAUGUCUGUCUCUUGUCCCAUAUUAUUAUCUAGAGUGAAAAAGUUUGUGGAAAUAAUGACAACACCCUCCCUGUUUCCACCAGAUAUCUACACAACGGUAAUGAUUCGCCUGGUGUUAGUGUGUGGCCUGUUGAGCAUAUUUGCCCAUCUGCAGGGAAACGAUCCCCCUGGAGGACUUGUCAGAUGUCCAAGUUUCAUGACCUGUUGUGAGCUUGCCAAUAAAGAAUAUGGCUGUUGCCCCUUCCCUAAGCUGGGCUGUAAAGACCUCGUGUGAUGUACCCAGCAGAUUUUGGAAGAAGGGCCGCUGCAGUUCUUCUGGAGAGUCCCAAUCCAGCCUGAGCUCAUCGAGUCCAAUGUGGAACUGCUGAAGGAAACGGUGCCCGAGGAGAGUAAUCAUCUGCGCGAAGUUAGGGGUGACAGCUGUCCAGAUGGCCAUCCUUGCCCAAGCAUCUAUACAUGUUGCAAGAUGUACAAAGGUGGAUAUGGCUGCUGCCCCUUCGAAAAUGCCCAGUGUUGCUCUGAUGGAUUCCACUGCUGCCCUGUUGGAAGCCAGUGCAAUGCCACCACGGGAGGAUGUGAUCAUAAAACCCACAAGUUCACCCUGGACCCUUACCCUCUCCCUGUUAAGAAGGCAACUGAGAAACCAAGAGCAGGACUUGUAUCACGGCCUCUUCGCAGUGGAAUCUCAGAUCCAGGUGGCAAGUGCCCUGACGGCCACCCUUGUCCUGAUAAGUUCACAUGUUGCAAAGUGCCUGACCAAGGCUAUGGGUGCUGCCCUUACUCAGAAGCUGUGUGCUGUACGGACUACAUUCACUGCUGUCCAAAGGGUACCAACUGCAAUACAACCCUUGGCACUUGUGAUGUGGAGAAGAGGGAGUCCCUUUCAGUACCAGCAUUCUCACUACUAACAAAACAACUGGCCCAUGUUCCUCAUAUUCCCAAGAAAGAGAAGGUGCAGAAAACAGCAUCAAAUGUCUCGUCUGUUGUGUGUCCUGAUGAGCGUUACUUGUGCCCUGAUGGAAACACCUGUUGCCAGCUACAGUCUGGAGCUUAUGGAUGCUGCCCUAUGGAUCAUGCAACAUGCUGCAGUGACCAUAUGAACUGCUGUCCCCAUGGUUAUAGAUGUGUUACUGGUGGUUGUGAGUUGAACCCAGACCAUGACGAUGCUCCCUUACUUCGGAAAGUCACCCCUGCUAAGAAGAAUACUAAGAAAGAACCACAGCAGACGGACGAAGAUUUACAAAUUGUAAUAUGCCCAGACAAGCUCUCAGUUUGCCCUGAUGAGAACACCUGUUGCGAUAUUGGCGGUGGCUUUUUUCAUUAUCUUUAUUACCAACAGGCAACAUGUUGUAACGACAAGGCUCACUGCUGCCCCCAUGGCUACCGCUGUUCUUCUGCAGGUUGUGAGAAAGCCUCGGGAGAUAGUCUGCAGCUGGUGCAUCUUCAUUUCACUAAUAUCUCGGAGACCAUAGGGGAAGUAAAGAGUUACAAAGAACCAGAGAAUGACGUGAUCUGCCCUAACAAGGAGUUCACCUGCCCCGAUGGAAAUACUUGCUGCAGUGUUGGUGGCGGAGAGUAUGGAUGCUGUCCAAUGCCUAAGGCAACUUGCUGCAGUGACCAGGAGCACUGUUGUCCUCAUGGCUACAUUUGCAAAGAUGGAGGGUGUGAGAGAAAACCAGGGUCACCUUUCACCCUACCAGCAUUCACCCCAAAGCAGUUUCUGACAAAAGAAAAAAAUGGAAAUGAGAGAGACUAUCCGCAAGUGAUGCUGUUGCCAUAGAAAAAAUGUUGCCUAUAAUUUUCCCCAGUUUUUCCUUACUGAGGUGAAGGAGUAGAUAAUUCUAUCAGAUUCUGUGACCAUUGUUCAGAAGAUACACACAAUGCUCAGUAAAUAUUCAAUGAUCAGUAUUCAUGAUAUUUAACUUCGUCACCAUUUUGUACUAUUCUUUUUCCUUUCUCGUCAUGGGCAUAAAAUUGUGUCGAGUACAUUUAUGAGUUUCCAUGAA
Molecule: messenger RNA, 2037 nt
Organism: Penaeus monodon (black tiger shrimp)
Lineage: Eukaryota; Metazoa; Arthropoda; Malacostraca; Decapoda; Penaeidae
Product: progranulin-like
Exons: 12
Cellular component (GO): extracellular region
Source: RefSeq, a predicted model, not a curated record